UUCGCCAUUUUUCGCUGUAGAACGUUGGACUGAUCCGAUCAUGAGGUACAUGACAGCCGUUGUAUCAUCGCUGUUCGUCAUCUCAGUGUUGGCUGGUCCGGUGGAGAAAAACCAGCGCAUUUUCAAUGGCGAAGUGGCAGCACCCGGCCAGUUUCCGUAUUUGGUUGGAUUAAUCACAUCAAUUGGUAUCUGCGGUGGCUCGCUCAUCUCGGCCAAUUAUGUACUCACGGCUGCGCAGUGCAUCGUAGAACUGGAAUCGGUUACCGUGGUCAUAGGAAGUACUCGGAUUUUCGAUCAAACCGACGAGGGUCAAAUCCGGCUGAAGGCGACCAAUUUGAUUGUUCAUCCGGGUUACGAAAUCGCCGGUGAAAUGUUCGAUGUCGGAUUAAUUCAAUUGCCACAAAGUGUUACCAAUGUGAGACCGAUUCGUUUGCCAAAUUUACGGCAAGCGGAAGCAACAUUCGUGGGACAACAGGCAACCGUUGCCGGCUGGGGAGCGACUGGCCAGGGUGAGCCCCAGUCGGAGGAUUUACUGUUUGUCAGAUCGGCCGUCGUCUCGGUAGCCUCGUGCCGGUUGUCGCUACCCACACAGCAAAUCACGGACAACCACAUUUGCGCCAACUCGGACAGCAACUCCCCGUGCAAGGGAGACUAUGGCAGCCCCCUAACGAUUGUGGACGUCGACGGAAUCACCACCCAAAUCGGAGUAUUCUCACUAAAUUCCGUUCUCGGAUGCCAAAGUAACCGCCCGGCUGUGUAUUCUAGAAUGUCAUCGUACCUGACAUGGAUUGGAGAUAAUUCUGAUGUCGUGAUUGCCGAAGAUUUCUAGUGCAUUCAGAAAUAAACAAGCGUGGUUUUACUACAUAUUCAUUACUAGGAACGAAGGAGAUAUAUUCUAUAAUAAAGAUUGUACUCGAACAAAAUAAAACGAUCAUCAAAAAUUCAAAUUAGAAAUUCUAAGGGAAUAAAUAAACACAUACUAGCAGUUUUUGUAAAGUUGGUUUAUUCAACCUCCUCUCCAAGGUUAAA
This is a messenger RNA of Malaya genurostris, 1029 nucleotides long. RefSeq names its product collagenase-like. The record is from RefSeq and is a predicted model, not a curated record. The transcript has a single exon. Lineage: Eukaryota; Metazoa; Arthropoda; Insecta; Diptera; Culicidae. The coding region runs from base 41 to 829 and encodes 262 amino acids. Gene Ontology annotation, molecular function: serine-type endopeptidase activity. Gene Ontology annotation, biological process: proteolysis.